Molecule: messenger RNA, 3309 nt
Organism: Lachancea nothofagi CBS 11611
Lineage: Eukaryota; Fungi; Ascomycota; Saccharomycetes; Saccharomycetales; Saccharomycetaceae
Source: the annotation of a GenBank genome assembly
AUGAGUGCUGUGAUUACGAAGAUUGGGAGAGCACUUGGGGUUGAAGACCAAGCGAUUUGCGAAUUCGUUUAUGACAUCUGUGUCAAAAGCUCUUGUUUAGAGCAGUUUCAAUCAAAAGUUCAAGAGCUAGAUGUUGGUAUUGCGCCCGAUGUUGCUGUAAAAAUUUAUGAACUUGUACCACAUCUAAAGGCCCCUCCGAUGGCAGAUAUCACAGAUAUAUUGAAAGACAAUCUUGGCGUGACUGAUACAGUCGUUGUGAGAUUUGUCACUGAGGUAUGUUUUCAAUGCAGCUCCUACAAUGAUUUUGAAUCUCAACUUCAAGAAAUGGACUCUGGCAUAGACUCAAAAACUGCUUCACUCAUAUAUUCUGUUCUAAAGCCUAAACCAUCAAGAGGAAAGGACGAAGUCAGCAUGCCAAAUAAUAAGAGAGACUGGAGCGCUCUUAGCAACUCCGGCGGAAUCGUCAAGACUGAAAAUGACGCUCCAGUACAGCUAGAUGUUACACCUCUCAUGGGCAAGAUCUACUCUGGCGUGGUAAAAAAAAUAAUGGCAUUUGGGUGUUUUGUCCGAAUAUUGGGCACACGCGAUCCAAGGUGCGACGGAUUAGUUCAUAUUUCUGAAAUGGCAGAUAGAAGAGUUAGCGAUCCUUCAGAUGUUGUCUUUGUUGAUCAACGUGUUUUUGUUAAGGUCAUCAAGAUUCAACACAAUGGGAAGAUAUCGCUUCAGAUGAGGUCAAUUGACCAAGAGACUGGCUUAGAGCAGAAUCAGGGACUGUGCCGGGGGCGGCGUUUGGAGAGACAAGCUCCCCUCAAAAUAAAGAGAAAAUUAACCUCACCUGAAAGGUGGGAGAUUCGUCAAUUGGUUGCAAGUGGUGCAGCUUCUAUAGACGAUUAUCCGGAGCUGAAAGAGACCAUCGAGCAAGAUGGAGACUUAACCAAGAGUGUGACACAAGAGCAAGCGGAAGUAGAUGUCGAAUUAAAAACAGAUGACAAACCGCAAUUUUUGGAGGGAGAAACCGACUUCUCCCAUAAGCAAGAAAUGCCAAAGAUCACCAAAGUACCACAAGGGUCACUUACAAGAACAGCUCUCAACGGAUCAAGUCUUAUGAGUGAUCACAGGAAUGAGAAGCUACAACAAAAGAAGGAGCUUGAACAGGAAACACGAAAAAAGACGCUCCUUGACGAUCCCAAUUAUCGUUCACAAGCUGACUUUAAGAACAAACAACUUGCGUUGACCGCUUGGGAAAGGAGCAGGAAUAGAGAAACUAUUGAAUAUGGUAAGAGAAGCAGUUUACCCAUCAAAGUUCAGCGAGAAUCUUUGCCCGCUUUCAAAAUGAGGCAACAAGUAAUAGACGCAGUCAGUGAUAACCAAUUCCUAGUCAUUAUUGGAGAGACAGGUUCAGGAAAAACUACCCAAAUCACACAGUAUUUAGAUGAAGAGGGUUUUAGCAAUAGUGGAUUAAUUGGAUGUACUCAACCGAGAAGAGUGGCUGCCGUCUCUGUAGCAAAACGUGUCUCCGAAGAAAUAGGAUGUAGGGUUGGUGAAUAUGUCGGUUACACAAUCAGAUUUGAGGACGAGACUUCCCCUAAAACGAGAAUAAAGUACAUGACAGAUGGUAUGCUGCAAAGAGAGGCGCUUUUGGAUCCAGAAAUGAAAAACUACUCGGUGGUUAUAUUGGAUGAAGCUCACGAGAGGACAGUAGCGACAGAUGUGCUAUUCGCUUUGCUCAAGAAAGCUGCUUCGAGAAGACCGGAUCUGAGAGUAAUUGUAACAUCGGCAACCUUGGAUGCGGAAAAGUUCUCGAACUAUUUUCUACAGUGCCCGAUAUUGAGGAUACCUGGUAAAACAUUCCCCGUUGAUGUGAUGUAUGCGCAGGUACCUCAAAUUGAUUACAUAGAGAGUGCUCUCGAUACAGUGAUGGAAAUCCACAUCAACGAAGGUUGUGGCGACAUUUUGGUUUUUCUGACAGGCCAAGAAGAAAUCGACACAUGUUGUGAAGUUUUGUACGAGCGUGUUAAAACUCUAGGAGACACUAUCCAGGAACUUCUUAUCUUGCCGGUGUAUUCAGCUCUGCCUAGUGAAGUCCAAUCAAAGAUUUUUGAGCCCACACCACCAAAUUGCAGGAAGGUCAUUUUUGCUACCAACAUAGCAGAAACGUCAAUUACCAUCGAUGGUAUUUAUUAUGUUGUGGACCCUGGCUUUUCGAAAGUGAACACAUACAAUCCUCGUGCAGGGAUGGAACAGCUCAUAGUAUCACCUAUCUCACAGGCACAAGCAAAUCAAAGAAAGGGACGUGCUGGUAGAACGGGUGCAGGUAAGUGCUACAGGCUAUACACUGAAUCUGCCUAUUUGAAUGAGAUGAUUCCCAACACUAUUCCUGAGAUACAGAGGCAAAAUUUGUCAUACACGAUCUUGAUGCUAAAGGCGAUGGGAAUUCAUGACUUGCUGAACUUUGAGUUCAUGGAUGCUCCACCGCGAAAUUCGAUGACUAGCGCCUUGGAAGACUUGUAUAAUUUACAAGCGCUGGAUGAAGAUGGGAGACUCACUAAGACUGGCCGUUUGAUGUCACAAUUCCCGAUGGAACCGGCCUUAUCGAAGGUACUAAUGGAGUCUGCUAAUACUGGGUGUUCCGACGAAAUCUCAACCAUCAUUUCGAUGCUGUCAGUACAGAAUGUGUUCUAUCGGCCACGAGACAAACAACAAGAAGCAGAUUCAAAAAAGGCUAGAUUCCAUCAUCCAUACGGCGAUCACUUGACUUUGUUAAAUGUUUACACCCGCUGGCGGGACGAGAAUUAUUCGAAGACGUUUUGCUUAAACAACUAUUUGCAUGAACGUCACCUAAAGCGAGCCAAAGACGUCAAAACACAGCUGAUAAACAUUUUCAACAAACUGCGCCUACCACUGUCCAGCUGUAGGGGAAAUGUAGAUCUUAUACGAAAAACACUAGUAUCAGGCUUUUUCAGGAAUGCUGGCAAGAGAGAUUCUCAAGUUGGAUACAAAACUAUCACCGACGGCACGUCUGUAAGCGUCCACCCCUCGAGCGCUUUGUUUGGAAAGGACCAUGACUACGUUAUUUAUCAUAGUUUGGUCCUAACAACACGCGAGUACAUGUCCCAAGUAACUGCAAUUGAUGCACGCUGGCUUGUAGAAAGCGCACCACACUUCUACAAGGUGGCGGGUGCGGAAAGCGAGUCUCGCAAGAAGGCUAAAGUUGUGCCUCUUCACAACAAGUUUUCGCAAAACCAAGAUUCCUGGAGAUUAAGCUCGAUCCGGCAGACAAAGGAGAAAGCUUUAGGGAUAAGAAGGUAA